AUGAAGCUUGUCAAGAAAGCCCCUCCUCCAGAUCCUCGCAUGACCCUCGCAAGAGACAUCGAGAUCCUCACGGGGCAGUGGCCAUGGCAGUGGACGAGUGAAACGUUCGAGCCCAAGAAGUGGACUGUCGCCAUGAUGAGGGACCUGCGGGAUCUGAUCAAGGGGUAUCAGGGCAGGUACAAUCUGAACUUCGAUGGAGCGGGACAAGAACAAUCCAAAGCUCAGCAGAGUGAUCUGAGCAAUGCCCUCAAGCAUUUUGGUCUCGAGACCAGGAAAGAAAAGAAGCAACAGCAAGUGUCUGUUCCCUGCGAGAAUACCGCCGCGGCGCCAGUCGCGGUUGAGGAUACGCCGCCGGAGACACCAAGUGUUGUGUCACCGGCUUCUCCGGCGCCGUCUUCCUCAUCGGUCGUGUCCGAGUACGCGUCGGCGUCCUCUCCUGUUUCGAGGGCGUCGAGUGUCACGACGGUCACGGCGGAUUCUCCAAGGGCUACGCGUGCGGAGUCAUCAUGUCCAACCGUCCGCGAAGAUCAAGUAGACGCGACGAUGCAAGAUGACUCCAUGUUUGUGGAAAAAGUUUCAGAUUUCCCUGAAUACAGGAGCUCCAGCGCCGAUAAGGGAGAGGACUGCAAGUCCCCUAAAUCAAAGCCAUCGUCUCAACCUGGAGGCAUGGAGUCUGAAUCCUCGGUGCAACCUCAACCUGAGGAGGCAGCUGAAACUGUUGAACGGCCUGAAGCUCACGUCACAGAGUCUGUAGAGACAGAGAUGCAGAUCGACUCUGACGAGCCCGUCCACGAACCUGUUUCUGAAAACGCUACAGAAUCAAACUCGAACUCGCCACAGCCACAAUCAACUCCUUCACUCCCUUCAACCCCAGAGGAUAUCAUCAAAAGUCUAGAACUCCUCGAACUCCAAGAAAAAUCCGAAGGAGAAAGACUCACACCCCUCCUCACAACCUCCAAAACCAAAGUCCAGGCCACAGAGUCCGCCAUGGCAGCUACACAAGGCCCCAACAGAAAACUCCAAGCCCUGUGCGAAAACCUCAAGAUCUUCCAAGCAAGAGAGGCAGAAAUCAUCGAGAGCCUGGAAAUUCUAAAAAAGACCCUUGAACAGCAAAACGUUCAUCCAGAGUCUGAUGAGUACAGACGAACUCUGCUUUAUCCCAACUCAAAACUGCAGCACUGCGAGACUACGAUACUUAAUGUGCAGAAGGAAAUUUCGGAGGAAUUUCACAAGGCGACGGAUAGAGAGAUUGAGAUUAGGGGACAGCUUGAGAAGGAGUAUGCUGAGUUUCAGGAACUGCAGGAGAAGGAGAGGGGAAUCUGUCGCAAGGUGCAGUAUUACAGCUUGAUAGCCUCGCUUCUGAGGCUUGGUCCUCUGGGACUGGAUAGCUUGCUGUUUAAGCUGCGGUACAGUGGUGUUGAUAUGGUUGGUGAAGUCAACAAGAACCCGUCGAAUGCCGUGCAGGAUCACGUCAUGACCUAA
Molecule: messenger RNA, 1482 nt
Organism: Fusarium tjaetaba
Lineage: Eukaryota; Fungi; Ascomycota; Sordariomycetes; Hypocreales; Nectriaceae
Exons: 4
Coding region: 1-1482 (493 amino acids)
Source: RefSeq, a predicted model, not a curated record